This is a messenger RNA of Malaya genurostris, 780 nucleotides long. Its product is annotated as RNA-binding motif protein, X-linked 2. The record is from RefSeq and is a predicted model, not a curated record. Bases 117 to 533 code for a protein of 138 amino acids. Gene Ontology annotation, biological process: mRNA splicing, via spliceosome. Gene Ontology annotation, molecular function: RNA binding. Gene Ontology annotation, cellular component: catalytic step 2 spliceosome; precatalytic spliceosome; U2 snRNP. NCBI's taxonomy places the organism in Eukaryota, Metazoa, Arthropoda, Insecta, Diptera, Culicidae. The transcript is spliced from 2 exons.
CAUAACGUCCGUAACCCCUCUGAGAUUUCGAAUCAUAACAUGGAAGUAUUGUUAAGAUAAUAAUAUCAUAUUAGCUUAAAUUAAGUAAUUCGUUUAUGCAUCGUUUGUAAUUCAGCAUGAAUCCGUUGACUAAUAUGAAAAAUGUUCUCAAACUGAGCGAACAGGAUUUGAAGUUCGGUGGUAAAAACUCCUGGCACGACCAGUAUAAAGAUAGUGCUUGGAUCUUCGUCGGUGGAUUACCAUCCGACCUAACAGAGGGCGACCUGCUAGCAGUGUUUUCCCAAUAUGGAGAAAUAGUCAACAUUAACCUGAUACGGGACAGGAAAACUGGUAAAUCAAAAGGGUUCAGUUUCAUCUGCUUCGAGGAUCAACGGUCAACGAUUUUAACGGUUGACAAUAUGAACGGAAUCAAGCUGCUAGGGCGAACGUUACGGGUGGAUCAUGUUGCGGACUACAAACCACCGAAAGAUGACAAAGCCGACGAGGAAACCCGCAAACUGUACAUGGAGGGUUGCGCACCGAAGUAUAGAUAAGCACGAGGAAUGAAAACAUUUAUAGAGUAAAUAUUUUAUAGGUUUAGGUACUAGGUGAGUGAGAGUUACUUAUAUCGGAGUCAAUAUAUGAAUUUUCCCGAUUUUUGUUUGUAUAAUUCGAACAAUAUCAAUUCUACAAAUUUUGUAUGAGAGAAUACAGAUGUCAGUUUAUUUGAAGAAGAGAAAUUAUUAAGUUAAGAUUAUAUUGUGCAUUUUAUAGUUGAUUAGAUUCCUGAGAAAAAAAUUA